GGGGGUAUGCGCAUGCGCAGUCCCGCCGCGGACAUGGUCAUAUCUCUGCUAGCGUCUGCGGGCUGCAGUGUUUAUCCGGACUGAGUGCAUGUUAAUGCUGCCUCGGACAUGAACCCUCGGCUGUAAGGAUAUAAUUUAUCUAAAAUAUUAACUUCAGGCGACAAAACGACGCGAGACAACAUGAAGCUAACACGGAAACUGGUGCUGGCUAAAGCGAAGGCCUCUGACCUGGACAGCGUGAAGAAACUUAACUGCUGGGGAUGCAACCUAACUGAUAUUUGUAUCUUCUCUCAAAUACCCAACAUUGAGGUGCUGACACUCAGUGUGAACAGCAUCUGCUCCCUGUCUCCCCUGGCCGGCUGUCUGUCUCUGUGUGAGCUCUACCUGAGGAGGAACAUGAUCCCCUCCCUCUCAGAGCUCUCUCACCUGCGCCCGCUCACCCGCCUCAAGGUGCUCUGGUUGGCCGAGAACCCCUGUUGUGGAAGUGACUCCAACCAGUACCGGAUGACCGUGCUCCGCUGCCUGCCCCGCCUACAGAAACUGGACAACCAAGUCGUCACAGAGGAGGAGGUCACCCUCGCUCUCGUGGAGGGGGAAGAGGUCACCACCCCUCCCACCCCCGUCCAGACCCAGGUGUCCUCCAACGGGCUGACCGACGCAGAGACCGAGAACGACCCGCUCAACUACAACAUGGAGGAGACCAAUAAAAUCAGGGAGCAGCUGGGCAUGAAGCCUCUUUCCAGAGACAAGUUCCCCUCUCUGUCCUCUCCGUCAGCCAGAGAAACCAAAACAGUGGUCAAAAAGUCUCACACUCUCGAGGCGGUGCUGCUGUUGCUGAGGGAUCUGGAUGAGGAGGAGCUUCACGUUGUGCACACGGCCGCCCAGAACAGACUGCAGACAUACACACUUCACUCCGAGACGCUGACAGACUCGCUGCAGACACAGAAAACUGCUGACGUCCAGCUCUAAUCCAUUUCACGAGACGCACUAAAGGCCAAACUUGAAUCAGCUCCCCUCUUCCACACUAACACUGCACCUUAGCUGUCAACAGAGCAGGGAUCAGCAACCUGGUAAUUUAACCCCUUUUCUCCCUCAUUGCAAUUAGGGCUGCGCAUUAUGUCGAUAUUGUGGUACGACACUAGAUAUUGUCUCGGAUUUUGGAUAUUGUAAUAUUGUGAUAUGACAUUUGUGUUGUCUUUUCCUGGUUUCACAAGCUGCACUACAGUAAAGUAUAUUUCUUAAUUACCUGACUUCCUAACUUACCUAGCUUUUCUAUUAUUUUCUUUUGUCCAUUUAGUUACUCUAUAGGAAUAAAAAAAAAAAACUCACUGUGUAGAUAUUUUGUGAAAGCACUAAUAGUCAUGCCCACAAUAUUGUCACAAUAUCGAUGAGGUAUUUGGUCAAAAAUAUUGUGCUAUUUGAUUUUGUCUGCAUCGCUCAGCCCUAAUUGCAACAUGCAUGUUUCUGUUGUUUGAGUGACACGUCAUUCCUUUGGUUGGUCCAUUAAUUGUAGAUGUGGAGGACAGUAAAUCAUUUCCUUGGCUUGCUUUUUUUUAUAGCAGCAUGUCUGCCUGCCUGCCUGCCUUUUCAGAGCACAAGAAUGUAUGUUUUGCUAAAAUGUAAAUAAGACAUUGUACCUAUUUGUGUAAAUAAAGAACAAAAACUGCAA
Molecule: messenger RNA, 1669 nt
Organism: Myripristis murdjan (pinecone soldierfish)
Lineage: Eukaryota; Metazoa; Chordata; Actinopteri; Holocentriformes; Holocentridae
Gene: cfap410
Product: cilia and flagella associated protein 410
Exons: 7
Coding region: 181-969 (262 amino acids)
Biological process (GO): mRNA splicing, via spliceosome; cytoskeleton organization
Cellular component (GO): U4/U6 x U5 tri-snRNP complex
Molecular function (GO): protein binding
Source: RefSeq, a predicted model, not a curated record